GGACUUGGAGAGAAGGCCCGGGAACAGCGCCAGCCAGCCACCCUUCAUUCAGAUCACAUGCCAGUACUGAGGACCUGCCGUGGGCCUGGGGACGUGCUUCCCUCUGUCCCUUGGGACUUAGGUCCCAGCGGCCACAGGGUGAGGUACAGGUGGGAGACAGGCCACAAGCCGCAGACCUGAGAGGCAGGCGGUGACACCCACCUGGCAGUGCUUGGUGGCUGCUGCGGUCACCUGAGGACUGCAGUCUCCAGUUCGCUCACCUUCCAAAGCAGACUCUGACCAGCGACCCCCCAGGGAAUUUCCAGGCCUUCUGUCCUGGAGUCGGGCUGCAUCCUUGGUCUCCCUGGUUCUGAGGCUCCAGCUCUUUCGACUGAGCAGCUGCUGCUCCCUCCAGCUCUCCAGCCUGUGGGCGGCAAUUGUGGACUGUCCAGCUGCUGGCCAUGCACCAGACCUUCUCCUGGGCUCCUGGCACCAUGUCGCCCCUGAAGACCCUGCUGCUGGCCGCCCUCCUCCUCGGGGCUUCUCUGCAGAGCAUCCGUGCAGCUCGAGCCACCAACGUGGGCCGGGAGUGCUGCAUGGAGUUCUUCAAGGGGGCCAUUCCCAUCAGAAAGCUGGUGACCUGGUACAGAACCUCAGCCGAGUGUCCCAAGGAUGCCAUUGUGCUUGUCACCACCCAGGGCAAGUCCAUCUGUUCGGACCCCAAGGACAGGCACGUGAAGAAGGCAGUUAGACUCUUGCAGAGACUUGUGAAGUCACCUGGCCCCAUCACCCAGAAGCCCUGAUUUCCUCCGGACCAUUUGGAGACUUCCAGUGUGGAAGUUCAUCACCCCAACCCGGAGCCCCCGGGCCCGUGGAGGCCUCACAAGGACAAAGGGGAGGAGCCAGAGGACCCUGGCUCCUUAGCUGGACUGAAGCCGCGGGCCUGAAAGCCCUGAAUAA
Molecule: messenger RNA, 939 nt
Organism: Urocitellus parryii (Arctic ground squirrel)
Lineage: Eukaryota; Metazoa; Chordata; Mammalia; Rodentia; Sciuridae
Gene: Ccl17
Product: C-C motif chemokine ligand 17
Biological process (GO): immune response
Cellular component (GO): extracellular region
Molecular function (GO): chemokine activity
Source: RefSeq, a predicted model, not a curated record